CUUUUUCUUUUUUUUUUUUUUCCUUAUCGUUAUCAUGGCACCUCAAUCACCUCGUAUGCCUACACAACAACGACGUUCUACUUUGGACGAAGAUCAUGUCUUUGAUAAUGCUGCUGUUGGACAUCAACUGAAUGCUGAUCGUCAUGACAUGUUAGCACCUGAUUUCUCUCGUGUCCUUGUCAUAUAUACUGGUGGUACCAUUGGUAUGAAACACACACCUGAACAUGGUUAUAUUCCAUUCCCAAACUACUUGGCCAAGUCCUUAUCUCGAGUGCAAAGAUUUCAUGAUCCUAGGAAUCCUUAUGGUUACAGCACAAUGAGUCGAAGAUCUUCUAGUGAUAGUGUGGAUAGUCUCCAGUCCGACCAAUCUCAGCAACAAGAUCCUUUGACCUCACCUUCGCCACCAAUCAUGGAUAGUUCUUUUGGACAAAUUACCAAUACAGUACGUUCUAUUUCUCGAGUGAAAGAUGAAUCAUCAUCACAACAAAAGGAUGAACUUAUUAUUCAACAACUACCAAGCUUAAUCACUCCUAUCAGUUUAUAUGGAAAACGAAUCAGAUACUCCAUCCUUGAAUACGAUCCCUUAUUGGACUCCUGCAACAUGACGAUGGAAGACUGGGUUCGGAUUGCGAAGGAUAUUGAAGUCAACUAUGAAUACUUUGACGCUUUUAUUGUUCUUCACGGAACAGAUACCAUGGCAUAUACUGCUAGUGCACUUAGCUUCAUGUUAGAAGAAUUAGGAAAAACAGUGAUUAUUACUGGAUCUCAAGUUCCUUUGACUGAAGUACGAAAUGAUGCUGUGGAAAAUUUACUGGGAGCUUUGACAAUUGCUGGUCACUUUGUUAUUCCUGAAGUCAGUCUGUAUUUUGGUAAAAGAUUAUACCGUGGAAAUCGAACAAGCAAGAUUAGUGCUGUGGAUUUUGAAGCAUUUGAUUCACCAAAUUUACCUUCCUUGGUUGAUGUUGGAAUCGAUAUUGAUGUACGAUGGCCACUUGUUCUUCGACCUACUGAAAUCAGUAAAUUUUUUGCAAGUACUAAAUUGAAUCCAAAUGUUGCCACCUUACGUCUCUUCCCAGGCAUUAACGAAACGACUGUGCGAAUGAUGUUAGCAGCACCGACUGAAGGUGUAGUAUUAGAAACAUAUGGAGCAGGAAAUGCACCAGCAAGACCAGAGUUACUUCAAGCACUCAAGGAAGCAAGUGAUCGUGGUGUGGUGAUUGUCAAUUGUACUCAAUGUCGAAAAGGAUUGGUGACGGAUGUCUAUGCAACUGGGAAGCAAUUGGCCAAGGUGGGUGUUGUUGCUGGUGCUGACAUGACACCUGAAUGUGCUCUUACCAAACUCUCUUAUCUUUUGGGACGUGUACCUGAUGAUCCUGCCAAAGUUCGACAACUGAUGACCAAAAAUCUACGAGGGGAACUCACAGUUCGUACACUCCAAACCAAGUUUAGUGCAUCAUCGAAUCGUACUCAUGCAUUGGUGGAAGUCAUCAUGGAUUGGAUAGGUCAAGGCAAAUGGGCAGCAAAACAGCAACAUCAUGGUGACAAUGACAGAAAGGAUGAUAUCAACAAAUACUUAGCACUACCAGAUUUGACUCUUUCUAAUGAAGAUCAACAACUCGUCGAACGAUCCCUUGGCCCAGUUCUUUUGUGUUCAGCAGCUGGUACAAACGAUAUGGAUGGACUGACAUCUCUUUAUGAAAGUAUGGGUGAUCAUAUGAAUGUGAACUGUGUGGAUUAUGAUGGAAGGGUACCUCUGCAUGUGGCAAGUAGAGAAGGACAUAUCGAAAUAGUGGAAUUCUUAUUGAAACAUGGUGCUGCUGUACAUAUCCGUGAUCGAUCUGGUCAUACUCCUCUUUACGAAGCUUUGGUGUGGAAACGAUCUGAAGUGGUCCGUAUGCUCUGUCGUGCUGGUGCUCAUUUAGCAGAAGUUGAACUGGAUGAUUUUGGUUAUGUAUGGAUGAAGGCAGUACGUGAUGGUGAUGUGAAAUUCAUCAAAUUGGCUUUGGAAUCCGGUUGGCGGGUCAACUGGGCUGAAUCUAUCGAACAACGACGUGCAGUGGAUAUUGCUGUUAUGGAAGGAAAACUUACUGUACUCAAAGUGUUACUUGGUGAAUCUGAUUUGGAUCUUACUUCACCUGAUCGUUGGGGAACUACUAUUCAAAUGAAAUUGAAUAUACUUCGACAAAACUUGACAACAAUGGUGGAUACUCCAUCAAGACUUGGUUUGACAAUCGAUGUAGUGGAUGAAAUGGAACGUUUGAUAAAGAAUAGAUUACGAUAGACUAGUUUUUUAUAUAUUUAAUAAAGAAAUGAUAGACACAUCCUCUUUU
This is a messenger RNA of Halteromyces radiatus, 2330 nucleotides long. RefSeq names its product asparaginase-domain-containing protein. The transcript is spliced from 7 exons. Gene Ontology annotation, molecular function: asparaginase activity; protein binding. The coding region runs from base 35 to 2281 and encodes 748 amino acids. NCBI's taxonomy places the organism in Eukaryota, Fungi, Mucoromycota, Mucoromycetes, Mucorales, Cunninghamellaceae. The record is from RefSeq and is a predicted model, not a curated record. Gene Ontology annotation, biological process: amino acid metabolic process.